This is a messenger RNA of Peromyscus californicus insignis, 1800 nucleotides long. It is a transcript of the gene Rnf167, whose product is annotated as ring finger protein 167. Bases 546 to 1619 code for a protein of 357 amino acids. Gene Ontology annotation, molecular function: ubiquitin protein ligase activity; zinc ion binding. Gene Ontology annotation, cellular component: cytoplasm; nucleoplasm. Lineage: Eukaryota; Metazoa; Chordata; Mammalia; Rodentia; Cricetidae. The transcript has 9 exons. Gene Ontology annotation, biological process: ubiquitin-dependent protein catabolic process; positive regulation of DNA-templated transcription; protein ubiquitination. The record is from RefSeq and is a predicted model, not a curated record.
AAACAGGGCAGCUCCAAGAUCUCGGGCACUGAGGGGAAAACAAUUAGGUCGUCUUCUGGGCAUCGGAGCUCCCUCCAUCUCCGCAGGAACUCUCUCCAUGUCUAACAUUUCUUUCAACCGGCCUUUUAGGACCGGAAGUCCUCCGUCCUGAGCGUCCAAUACUGGAAGCGGCCUUUCUUUACCGGAAACCCUUUUCCAGGGGGAUCGGAAGACGGCCUACCCGGCCGGAAGUCCCACCUCUUUGAGAUUCCCCCACCCUUCCUUAAGUUUUUCUGUUACUUAUUUGCCUUCGUUUCUAUUCUCCGUUUUAUUUCUGCACCAGAGAAAGCUACAUUGUCUCCCUCCCAGCUCCACUAAGCUGGUUUCAUACCUCACUUCCCGAGUAGUCGGAGUUCCUUCCCUGACGCCCCCAUGUAGCUGAGAAAGUGGGACCUGGGGGUGGUUGGACCCCUGGGAUCCUGAAGGAGAGGCAGAGAGGGCGCAGAACUCGGCUUCUGCUCCUGCUAUCAGGACGCGACCUCUUCAGCCUUACCCCUCCCGCUGCCAUGCACCCUGCGGCCUUCCCGCUUCCUGUUGUUGUGGCUACUGUGCUGUGGGGAGCAUCCCCUAUCCGAGGGCUUAUUCGAGCGACCUCGGAGCACAAUGCCAGCAUGGACUUUGCAGACCUCCCAGCUCUAUUUGGGGCUGCCCUGAGCGAGGAGGGACUCCAGGUGAUGCUCUCCCCAUUUCCUUAUAGUCUCUAUCCUGGGCAGGGGUUGAGUAGCCGUGCUCUGGAUCAAACUGGAGGGGUUCCUUGUGGAGGCCCACCCAGAAAAUGCCUGCAGUCCCAUUGCCCCACCACCCUCAGCCCCGGUCAAUGGGUCCUAAAUGCCCAGAAAGCUGGGUAUGGUGCAGCUGUGGUACACAAUGUCAAUUCCAAUGAGCUUCUGAACAUGGUGUGGAACAGUGAGGAAAUCCAACAGCAGAUCUGGAUCCCAUCUGUAUUUAUUGGAGAGAGAAGUGCAGAGUACCUACGCGCCCUUUUUGUCUAUGAGAAGGGGGCGCGGGUGCUUCUUGUUCCAGACAAUAGCUUCCCCUUGGGCUAUUAUCUCAUUCCUUUCACUGGAAUCAUAGGACUGCUGGUUUUGGCCAUGGGAUCAGUACUGAUAGUUCGUUGUAUCCAGCACCGGAAACGGCUCCAGCGGAACCGACUUACUAAAGAGCAACUAAAACAGAUUCCUACUCAUGACUAUCAAAAGGGAGAUCAAUAUGAUGUCUGUGCCAUCUGUCUGGAUGAGUAUGAGGAUGGGGACAAGCUUCGGGUACUUCCUUGUGCACAUGCCUAUCACAGCCGCUGUGUGGACCCCUGGCUCACUCAGACCCGGAAGACUUGCCCCAUCUGCAAACAGCCUGUCCAUCGGGGUCCUGGGGAUGAGGAGCAGGAGGAAGAAACUCAAGGGCAAGAGGAAGGCGAUGAGGAAGGGGAGCCAAGGGACCAACCUGCUUCAGAGUGGACCCCACUCCUGGGCUCCAGCCCUACUCUUCCCACCUCCUUUGGAUCUCUAGCCCCAGCACCCCUGGUCUUUCCUGGGCCCUCUACAGACCCCCCACCCUCCCCUUCAUCUGCUGCCCUGGCCUGAAACUCCCACACUUGGGACCUCUGGUGAUCUAUUUGCACAAACUCUUCCUCCAGUCUAACAAGCUGAGGGAUAGGGGACAUUUCCACCCCAGGUUCUCAAACUGGCCUCAUCCUUUUGAGGUGGCUGGGAACCUUAGGGACAUGGUCUUUACUUCUUGGGUUAAUAAAAUUGUUUUUGUGGA